GCAAGGCGGCCGCUCUAGUCCGCGCGGCACUCGCUGGUGUCUGCGGGGCCGCGGCCGGACGAGGAGGCGGAAGAUGGCGGCUGUGGCCGGGCGGCCGUGAGGAGCGCGGAGGUCGGGGACGGCGAUGGCGUCCUGGAAGCGCCAUCGGGGACCCGCGGGACGCUAGGGCGCGACGCCGGGCGGUAUGUCGGAGCACGCGGCGCCCGGGGCACCCGGGCCCGGGUCCAACGGCGGCGGCGGAGCGGCCCCCGCGCGCGGGCCUCGCACCCCCAACCUCAACCCGAACCCCCUCAUCAAUGUGCGCGACCGGCUCUUCCACGCGCUCUUCUUCAAGAUGGCUGUCACCUACUCGCGGCUCUUCCCGCCCGCCUUCCGCCGGCUCUUCGAGUUCUUCGUGCUGCUCAAGGCUCUGUUCGUGCUCUUUGUCCUGGCCUACAUCCACAUCGUUUUCUCCCGUUCACCAAUCAACUGCCUGGAGCACGUGCGCGACACGUGGCCGCGCGAGGGCAUCUUGCGUGUGGAGGUGCAGCAUAACUCCAGCCGUGCGCCAGUCUUUCUGCAGUUCUGUGACGGCAGCACCCGCGGCAACUUCCCUGGCCUGGCCCUGGAGCCAGGCGGUGGCCUGGAGCUCGAGGACGAGGAGGAGGAGGAGCUGACCAUGGAGAUGUUUGGGAACAGCUCCAUCAAGUUUGAGCUGGACAUUGAGCCCAAGGUGUUAAAGCCGCCAGGCAGCGCUGAGGCCCUGAACGACAGUCAGGAGUUUCCCUUCCCCGAGACACCCAGCAAAGUGUGGCCGCAGGACGAGUACAUCGUGGAGUACUCGCUGGAGUACGGUUUCCUGCGGUUGUCGCAGGCCACGCGGCAACGCCUGAGCAUCCCGGUCAUGGUGGUCACCCUGGACCCGACACGGGACCAGUGCUUCGGGGACCGCUUCAGCCGCCUGCUGCUGGACGAGUUCUUGGGCUACGACGACAUCCUCAUGUCCAGCGUGAAGGGCCUGGCCGAGAACGAGGAGAACAAGGGCUUCCUGCGCAACGUGGUGUCCGGCGAGCACUACCGCUUCGUCAGCAUGUGGAUGGCGCGCACGUCGUACCUGGCGGCCUUCGUCAUCAUGGUCAUCUUCACGCUGAGCGUGUCCAUGCUGCUGCGCUACUCGCACCACCAGAUCUUCGUCUUCAUCGUGGACCUGCUGCAGAUGCUGGAGAUGAACCUGGCCAUCGCCUUCCCCGCAGCGCCCCUGCUGACCGUCAUCCUGGCGCUCGUCGGGAUGGAGGCCAUCAUGUCCGAGUUCUUCAACGACACCACCACGGCCUUCUACAUCAUCCUCAUCGUGUGGCUGGCCGACCAGUACGACGCCAUAUGCUGCCACACCAACACGAGCAAACGGCACUGGCUGCGGUUUUUCUACCUGUACCACUUCGCUUUCUAUGCGUACCACUACCGCUUCAAUGGGCAGUACAGCAGCCUGGCUCUGGUCACCUCCUGGCUCUUCAUCCAGCACUCCAUGAUCUACUUCUUCCACCACUACGAGCUGCCUGCCAUCCUGCAGCAGGUGCGCAUCCAGGAGAUGCUGCUGCAGACCCCACCCCUGGGCCCCGGGACCCCCACAGCGCUGCCCGAUGAACUGAACAACAACUCAGGCACCCCGGCCGUGGUCCCGGACCCUGCCGGCCAGCCCCCUGCCCUGGGCCCUAGCUCACCAGGUGCUGGCGGGAGCCCUGGGCCUGUGGCCGCAGCGCCCAGCUCCCUGGUGGCCGCGGCAGCCUCUGUUGCUGCAGCGGCAGGUGGUGACCUGGGCUGGAUGGCAGAGACAGCCGCCAUCAUCACGGACGCCUCGUUCCUGUCCGGCCUCAGUGCCUCCCUCCUAGAGCGGCGGCCUGUUGGCUCCCUGAGCCCCAAUGGAGGCCUCCCCCACGCCCCCCAGGACAGUGUCCCCCAGAACAACUUGGAGUCUGACACAGCCCCCCCAGUGGCUGCAGUGACCGGGCCCAGCCCAGCGUCCACGGCCCCAGUGGACGCACCCUUAGAAGUUGGGUCCUGAGCCGCCACCAGCAGCUGGGCCACCUCUGUCCCUGGGUGGCUGGGCGUGACCCUGCUGAAGCCGGUGGGGUGGGGGAGGCAGUCCCUGGUGGGAGCACUAGGGCCUUCCCCAUUCUCUGGGACCGCCCAGCCUGCUUUGGUUGGCUUCUGGGUUUCCUUGGGUUUGCCCAGAAGGAGGGUUUCUCUCCCCCAACUGUGGGUCCUGGCCUAAGGCCUGUCCCUACUCUCAAGAUGUGUUUGUGGUGACCAGCAAGGAGAAGGGACAGGGCUUCAUAGAAGGUUCUGGAAGGGGCUUGGUGAACGAUCUGAAGUGAACUGUCCCACGCAGAGCAGGGUACCAGCAGAGUGGUCUCUGAGCAAGGUGAAUAUGUGGCAGAGCGGACAGGACAGGCAGGGCUGGCACACCCCUGUGCCAUCACUGCUGCUGCUCAGCUGGCAGCCCGGCUUUGCCUGGUGCUCCACGUGCAGUGCCUUUUCCACAGUCCCGGCCCCCUCCCCACGUGCGCACCAGGCUUGGGGGUCCCGUAAGGGUACAGGAACAUGGGGUUAAGGUGCCAGCAUCAUUUGCAGUGCCCAGGAGCAGGGAUCCAGCCCUGCUCAGGGUGGGAGUGGGCUGGCAGCAAACCAAUCACUCGGUGAAGAAUGCAGAGGGGCGCGCAUUCCAUUCUAUUUAAUUGCGGUGUACAAAAUUGUGUUUGUAUAUGGAAUAAACUGUUGACAGCGA
This is a messenger RNA of Cynocephalus volans (Philippine flying lemur), 2764 nucleotides long. RefSeq names its product transmembrane protein 259 (gene TMEM259). Gene Ontology annotation, biological process: response to endoplasmic reticulum stress; positive regulation of ERAD pathway. The coding region runs from base 185 to 2041 and encodes 618 amino acids. The transcript is spliced from 11 exons. Gene Ontology annotation, cellular component: endoplasmic reticulum. The record is from RefSeq and is a predicted model, not a curated record. Lineage: Eukaryota; Metazoa; Chordata; Mammalia; Dermoptera; Cynocephalidae.